This is a messenger RNA of Vanrija pseudolonga, 2439 nucleotides long. Its product is annotated as Glutathione transporter 1. The transcript is spliced from 4 exons. Gene Ontology annotation, biological process: transmembrane transport. The coding region runs from base 1 to 2439 and encodes 812 amino acids. Gene Ontology annotation, molecular function: oligopeptide transmembrane transporter activity. The record is from RefSeq and is a predicted model, not a curated record. Lineage: Eukaryota; Fungi; Basidiomycota; Tremellomycetes; Trichosporonales; Trichosporonaceae. Gene Ontology annotation, cellular component: plasma membrane.
AUGGGCACGAAGGAGAAGGGAGAAGAGUUCGACGACGUGCAGGCUGUGCCUGUGCUCACGCACAGCCAGCCGAACCACGGAGGAGUAACCGACCUCGAAGUCAUCGACAACGAGAAAGACGUAUCUGCCCACUCGAAAGACAAGGGCGUCAAUGAUGGUGAAGUCCCGUUUGACAUUGAGCGGGACGGCGACGGCGUCGACCAAGUCGAGGCGAUUCAUGACUACACCAACGACGUCAAGGAGUUCUCCCCAUGGGAGGCAUUGCACCAGGACGUGAGCGGCGACCAGUCUCCGUUCCCAGAAGUGGCGGCAUGCGUGCCCAACACCGACGACCCCAACGAGACGGUCAACACUUUCCGCAUGUGGUUCCUCCUCACCUUCUUCAUCAUCGUCUUCACCGGCGUCAACGGCUUCUUCUACAGCCGCUACCCAUCGAUCAGCCUCGGCGCCGUGGUCGGCCAGCUGAUCCUCUUCCCGAUCGGCAAAGCGUGGGCCGCGUACGUGCCCAAGUGGCGCAUCGGCACCGAGCGCUUCGGGUUCGACCUCAACCCCGGCCCGUUCAACAAGAAGGAGCACGCGAUCAUCACCAUCUCGCUCGGCCUCAACACCUGGCUCGGCGGCACGCUGUUCAUGACAUACUGGAGCCCGUACUUCCUCAACACGGACUGGGGACCGGGCUGGGCGUGGAUCCUCGGCGUGACCGAGGUCGGCCUCGGCUUCGGCCUCGCCGGCAUGGCGCGCCAGUGGAUCGUGUACCCCGGCCAUAUGAUCUGGCCGCAGACCCUCUCCACUAGUGUCCUCUUCAGCGCACUGCACGACGACCACGCAUACGUCGGUAUCGUGUCCGGGUGGAGCAUGAGCAGGUACAAGUUCUUCCUUGUAUUCACGCUCUUCGCCUUCGUCACCUUCUGGUUCCCCAACUACAUUGCAACCUGCACCUCGCUCUUCGCUUUCAUCACCUGGAUCUGGCCUCACAAUCAGGUGGUCAACACGCUGUUUGGGAUGAACACCGGCCUCGGACUCCUCCCCAUCUCGAUCGACUGGACUCAGUACAACUAUGUGUCGACGCCUCUCACCACGCCCUUCUACAUCAUGGUCAACAAUACCGCCUCCAUCGUCAUUUUCUUCAUGUUCCUCGCUCCGAUCCUCUACUACAAGGACGUUUGGUUCUCUGGUCACCUGCCGAUUUUGUCCAUGAAUCUGUUCGACAACACAGGCGCCUCCUACAACAUCAGCCGCGUCUUCGACAGCUCCACGCUCUCGUUCAAUGAAACCGGCUACAAGGAGUACUCGCCCAUGUACAUCUCCAUGUCGUACUCGCUCGGAUUCGCACUGGCGUUUGCAGCCGUCGGCUCGCUCUUCGUUUACUCGGUGCUGUAUAACGGCAAGGAAAUUUGGGAGGGGCUGAGGAACCCCGGUGGCCGUGGCGAGGAUGUCCACAAACGCUUCCAGAACGCCUACGAGAACGUGCCACACUGGUGGUAUCUCGUCCUCGACGUCAUCUUCCUCGCUCUCGCCAUCUACAUGGUUCGCGGUUACCCCACAGGCAUGCCUGUAUGGGGCCUUUUCCUCUGUUACGGCGUCAGUGCGCUGCUGGUCAUUCCCCAAGGCCUCCUCGAAGCCAUCUCCAAUACUCGAGUGUACCUCAACAUCGUGGCCGAGGUGCUCGCUGGCUAUCUGUGGCCUGGGAAACCAAUUGCCAAUGCGCUCGCUUCCACGUACGGCAACAACAUUUUAUACUCGGCCAUGGCGUUCGCAGCCGACCUCAAACUCGGCCAGUACAUGCACAUUCCACCACGAACCCUCUUUUUCGGCCAGCUGUACGGCCUGCUCGUGGGAACGACGGUCCAGAUCGGUGUCCUGCGCUGGAUGAUGGGACACUACUCCGAUCUCUGCUCCCCCGACAACGCGUCGCACUUCACCUGCGCGUCGAACCGCGUCGCGUACAACUCGCUUAUUAUCUGGGGUGUCAUUGGCCCCGAGCGCAUGUUCAACGCCGGGCAAACGUACAACAGCCUCUUCUACUGGUUCCUCAUCGGCGCCGGUGUGACAGUCAUCUCGUGGUUCGCGUACCGCAGAUGGCCCAACUCGUGGCUCAAGUACUUCAACGUGCCGCUCUUCUUCAACUCGGCAGGCUACAUUCCCCCCGCCACGACCUCAAACUACACGCUGGGAUUCCUCCUCGGUUUCCUCUUCAACUGGGUUAUCCGUCGCCGCCACUUUGGUUGGUGGAAGCGGUACACAUACCUCCUCAACGCGGCCAUGAAUGCCGGUGUCACCAUCUGCGGCAUUGUCGUCUUCUUCGCCCUCACAUACUCGGGCAUCUACAUCAACUGGGCCCUCAACACUGUCGGCCAGAAUACCGACGACUACAAUGGUGUUCCUGCGUUCACGGUGCCGGAGGGUGGCCACUUUGGCCGUGGUGUGGGCGAGUUUUAA